GAUAUUAGAAAAAGUGAAAUAAUUUGUGAAUCGCUGAGAAAUAUACUAUUGUCACAAAUGUCUUCAACAACAAUUUUAUUUAAUGUUAUUUCAUUGAAAUACAAAUGUUGAUCAACGAUGGCCACAUUAGGCCUUUCAAAAGUCUUCAUACUGGAUAAAUACUUUACGGAAUUGCAAAAAUUUUGGGAGACGGAGAAGAAGUUGCAGGACGCCUCAUCUUCAAAUGAGGCGGUGCAUCUACAGCAACGACUUAAAAGUCUCAGUACGGAAUUAGUCACACUGCGUAAUCGUUUGCAUGUGGGCCAAGGCCCGGGUACAAUUGCCAAUGGCAAUAAUGUACAAAAUAGCAACAAUGCUAACAGUCUGUCAUUGCAACAACAGCAGCAACAACUGGGUCCUUUAACAUCGGUCUUGGAAUUGAGCGCUUCAAGUCCAAAUUUGAAUAGUACGAACAUCGGUAGCACCAACAACAACAGCAAUAGCCAUAAUAACAACAGCAACGCUAGUUUUAAUAAUUUCGCCAACGCAAAUGGCAACAACGUAGUACAAGCACAACAACAACAGCAACCGCCAUCAUUGCAUCAAUCUAAUUGUAGUAAUAAUAAUGCUAAUCUAACAACAACACAAACUAAUACCGCCCAUCAUCAUCAGCAACAACAACAACCACAAUCAUCACAACUACAGCAUCAUAACAACAAUCAUCACUCAGCAACAACAACACCACCAUCAUCAUCAACAACAACGCCAUCAACAACCAUUAUUAACUGUAACAACAACAACACCAACAGCAGCAAUAAUAAAAAUUUGCACACAUUCAGUCAUACAUUGCCACAUAAUUCAACAUCUGGUGGAUCGGGUAUUGUUUCAUCACGAAAUACGUCCAUUCCACAUCCAUUGCCACAUCAGAUCAAUGACAAAGCGCCUUCCUCUUCAUCGGCCCAAAAUUUUAUGGAUUCCAUUGUAAUGCCAGUUUUAUCCACCUCGCUCAACACAACAUCACUAAAUUACAACUCAAACACUCUACCAAUGCGAUCAUCCAGCUCGCAUGCAUCACAACUGCAGCAUCAGAGCCAACAUAAUUUACAACAUUCGCACCUGCAUCAUCACCAGCCAUCAUCACACCAUUCCAACGGCACCAAUCAACAUCAACAACAGUUUCAGCAACAGACAGCACAGCACUCGUCACAUCAUCAACAGUUGCAGAAUCAUCAUCAGCAGCAGCAACAACUGCCCUUCAUACCCAUACAAAAACAUUUGAAUCCUUGCAGUGGUAUCAACACUCUACCCAUCUCAUUCGCAAAUUGCCAUGCUCGACCUAACGGUCAGACAAAACAGCCGCAUGAGUUGGAUGAUCUAAUUCAUCUCUCGGGGCCAUUAACUGAGGAUGCUGUAAUGCGAACAUUGCAGGCUCGUUUUCAUGACAAUUGCUAUUUUACAAAUGUCGGCCCAAUAUUGCUGUCCAUAAAUCCAUAUCUUCAUGUCGGCAAUCCCUUGACACUUACAUCCACCCGAGCAUUCCCGUUGGCACCCCAACUGCGUAAAAUUGUCCAGGAAGCCGUACGUCAACAGGCCGAAACAGGUUAUCCACAAGCCAUUAUUUUAUCCGGAACAUCGGGUGCUGGUAAAACACAUUGUUCUAUGCUAUUACUUCGUCAACUAUUUGCCGUCGCCGGUGGUGGACCAGAAACGGAUGCCUUUAAACAUUUGGCAGCCGCAUUUACAGUAUUACGUUCCUUAGGCUCAGCCAAGACCACAACAAAUUCCGAAUCCAGUCGCAUUGGUCAAUUUAUUGAAGUACAAGUAACCGAUGGUGCUCUGUAUCGGACUAAAAUUCAUUGUUACUUUUUAGACCAGACACGAGUGAUACGACCACUGCCAAAAGAGAAAAACUAUCAUAUUUUUUAUCAAAUGCUUGCCGGCCUCAGUCGGGAAGAACGUGUGAAAUUAAAUUUGGAGGGAUAUUCACCGUUAAAUUUGCGUUACUUACAAAACGGUGAUGUGGUACAAAACGAACAAGAAGAUUCGAUACGCUUUCAAGCAUGGAAGACUUGUUUGGGUAUAUUGGGUAUACCAUUUUUGGAUGUGGUUCGUGUGUUGGCCGCUGUUCUACUAUUGGGAAAUGUACAAUUUAUCGAUGGUCAGAGUCUAGAGGUUGAUGUCAAGGGUGAAACUGAAUUAAAUGCCGUGGCCAGUUUACUGGGUGUUCCACCAGCGGCCCUGUUUCGUGGUCUAACAGUGAGGACUCACAAUGCACGCGGACAACUGAUAAAAUCAGUUUGUGACGCCAACAUGUCUAACAUGACGCGUGAUUCCUUGGCAAAGGCUCUCUAUUGCCGUACUGUUGCCACAAUUGUCAGGAGAGCAAAUAGCCUGAAGCGUUUGGGUUCAACAUUGGGCACACUAAGUUCAGAUUCCAAUGAAUCGGUACACAAUCAAGGCGAUAUUGCAUCACAACAUGCUUCCACUAUUGGCGGAAAUUCCGGCUCCAAAUCAAUGGCUGCCCUUAACAAUGCAGUACGCCAUGCCACGGAUGGAUUCAUUGGCAUCCUAGAUAUGUUCGGAUUUGAGGAACCCUCACCACAUGCUCAACUGGAACAUCUGUGUAUCAAUUUGUGUGCCGAAACAAUGCAACAUUUUUAUAAUACUCACAUCUUUAAGAGCUCCGUUGAAUCAUGUCGGGAUGAGGGAAUCGUUUGCGAUACCGAAGUGGAUUAUGUGGAUAAUGUUCCAUGCAUCGAUUUGAUAUCUUCGUUGCGCACUGGACUGCUGAGUAUGUUGGAUGCGGAAUGUGCCGCCCGCGGUACUGCUGAGAGUUAUGUGUGUAAAAUAAAGGUGCAACAUCGUAAUUCACCUAGAUUGGAAAUCAAGCACACCACUGAACCUCAUGAUCCACGAAUGUUCAUGAUACGUCAUUUUGCCGGUCGAGUGGAAUACGAUGCAACAGAUUUUCUGGAUACAAAUCGUGAUGUAGUACCCGACGAUUUGGUUGCGGUAUUUUAUAAGCAUACGUGUAACUUUGGUUUUGCCACACAUCUUUUUGGAUCCGAACUGAAGGCGCUGUAUGCCUUGCAAAGUGUCCCCCGUGGUUUAAGUUUCCGCAUAGCUCCAACAUCACACACAGAUCUACUGAAUGGUGACGAACCGGUAUCAACCUUAACUCAAGACUUCCACACACGUUUGGACAACCUUUUACGUACUCUGGUACAUGCCCGCCCACAUUUUGUACGAUGCAUCCGCAGCAAUUCGAUGGAAGCAGUUGGUUGUUUUGAACGCAUGACAGUUGUCAAACAAAUACGCUCUCUACAAGUCCUUGAAACGGUCAACCUUAUGGCUUCGGGAUUUCCCCAUCGUAUGCGCUUUAAACAGUUCAAUGCACGCUACCGUAUGUUGGCGCCAUUCCAUUUGAUACGUCGAAACGAGGAUAAAAUGGAAGAAUGUUGCAAUAUAAUAUUGCAACAUGCUAUGGAAAAUCCUCCCGUUGUUGAGGGUUCCGUUACAUUGGGCUGGGCACCGGGAAAACGUCAUGUCUUCUUAAGCGAAGGAAUUCGCCAACAUUUGGAACAUUUACGUACGGAAAUACGUAACAAGAGUGCAACACUGAUUCAGGCCACAUGGCGUGGUUGGCAGUGGCGGAAGAAAAUGGGUGGUGUUAAUCAUCGAGUAAUCAAUAAUGGAACUGGUGGGCUUAUGACAUCUCCAUCGGCUAAGCUUAAUAAAUUGCAUGGACACAAUGGUAUAAAUAGUGGAGCCACAAUGCCAACACGAGGAACAACAUCGACAACAAUUACAGCGAAUGCUUCGAUUGGCGUCAAUGCAUUAUCAGCAUCGUUGCCGCGCUUAUCGGCCAAAACCACAAAUCCUGCAGGAACAGGAGGAAGCAAUGUCACGAGACCAAGACCACAGCCAAUUGCUGGUACUCCGCCACCAGAUCCAAAUGAAAAAUGUGACACAAAGAUAAUACAACAAACAUGUAGCCUUUUCGGAUUAGAUUUGGAACGUCCGCCACCUGUACCACCAUCUCGUAAUUACACUAUAACUGGUAACACAAAAUUAAGCUUUCCACAAACGCGUGUUAUGAAAAUGAACUUUCCCGAGGACACCAUAACAAAUCCGCCUACCGAACAAUUGAAAAAGGGCGAAAGUGUAAAUGUUGUUGGUGCGUCAUCAUGCCGUGGCCAUUUGAUUGUCGAACACAAAGGACAAAACUUUCAUGUUCCAUUCCAAUAUAUGGAACUGCUCAAAGGUAUGGGCAACGGUACAACCAACGGAACCAACGUAAUCCAAAAUGCCAGCAACAACAACAAUGGCGGUGGAGCUAACAACAACACUGGUGGCAAUAACAACACUACUAAUGCAGCCGCAACAAGUGCAGCUGUCAAAAUAUAA
Musca vetustissima is the source of this 4386-nucleotide messenger RNA. RefSeq names its product myosin-G heavy chain (gene dachs). The transcript is spliced from 11 exons. NCBI's taxonomy places the organism in Eukaryota, Metazoa, Arthropoda, Insecta, Diptera, Muscidae. Gene Ontology annotation, biological process: actin filament organization; vesicle transport along actin filament. The record is from RefSeq and is a predicted model, not a curated record. Gene Ontology annotation, molecular function: actin filament binding; ATP binding; cytoskeletal motor activity. The coding region runs from base 118 to 4386 and encodes 1422 amino acids. Gene Ontology annotation, cellular component: actin cytoskeleton; cytoplasm; vesicle.